AUGUUGGAGCCAGACGUGACCAUUACUGGUCCAGACGGUACUACAUUGGCAGGCGAGAAGAUGUCGAACAAGAAAUCAGGAGUGCAUCCGCAUACGAGCUUCGAUCAGAGCGGAUCUGCGGUGUCUACACCUUACAAUUCAGAUACUGAAGCGGAUUUGUCUGAGCUCAAGUCGGCUCAGCAGUUAUCCAUGAAUAUCUCCCCUAUCCAAUCAAGCCCGGAGGCUCACCGCUGCGUCCGCCAGAUUGUCCGUGGCAACUAUGGUAAAUUCUUAGCGGAUGCCGAAAACGGUCUGCGACGACAGCGGGUUUACUUGGUAGCAACCGAUAUAAGCGAAGAAGCAGCUUAUGCUUUAGAAUGGACAAUCGGGACGGUGCUGAGGGACGGCGAUACACUGCUCGCCGUUUAUGCAGUCGAUGAGGAGGUAGGUGUUGGCGGAACGGAUACUCCUGGGGGCACUCAUGGCAGCGUAACUACUGCGCAGGAGGAGAGCGAUUCGUUGAUGCAAACACUCUCAAACCACCAAGGCCUUAUAGCGGAAGGACCAGGACCAUCGCCCUUAUCCAACAGUGUGUCAGCCUCAGAAACAGACACAAGCACCAUGAACAAAGCAGAGAAGGACCGAUACCAGGCGGCUGUCGAAGUGUCCGACCGCUGCGUCAAGCUCCUGCGCAAGACUCGCUUGCAGGUACGGGUCGUGGUCGAAGUUUUUCAUUGCAAGAGCCCUAAACACAUGCUUACAGAAGUGAUUGACUUUCUAGACCCCACAUUGGUAAUCCUGGGGUCUAGAGGGCGCAAUGCGUUGAAAGGUGUCCUGCUUGGCUCCUUCAGUAACUAUCUUGUGACCAAAUCUUCGGUCCCUGUCAUGGUAGCAAGGAAGCGGCUCCGCAAGCAUAGCAAGUACAAGCGCAAGAAUCUGCGGCUGUCCAAUGUCAUCUCGCCGUCUAACAAUGGUCGGCUCGCCAACGCUAAAAUCGAUUGA
Molecule: messenger RNA, 981 nt
Organism: Didymosphaeria variabile
Lineage: Eukaryota; Fungi; Ascomycota; Dothideomycetes; Pleosporales; Didymosphaeriaceae
Exons: 3
Coding region: 1-981 (326 amino acids)
Source: RefSeq, a predicted model, not a curated record